This is a messenger RNA of Peniophora sp. CBMAI 1063, 2385 nucleotides long. Lineage: Eukaryota; Fungi; Basidiomycota; Agaricomycetes; Russulales; Peniophoraceae. The record is from the annotation of a GenBank genome assembly.
AUGUCUUCUACCUCCACUGGCUUCUCCACUCCCGACUCAACCGCAGACCACAGCGACGCGAUGUCCGACGCUCAAUCAACGUCUUCCAACGCUCUCGGACUCCUUGACCCUCAGGUCUCUGAGCAGCGUCGUCGCAUCUUUGAUCUCAUCAACCGGUUGCGGAAUACCGGUGUACAGAGUGAGAUAAGCGUGCCCGUUAUUGCGGUGGUUGGUGCACAGAGCGCCGGAAAGUCCUCGAUGAUCGAGGCCAUAUCUGGGAUAUCCCUCCCACGGAAAGCGGGGACAUGUACUAGGUGUCCGACUGAGGUGCAUCUUCAGUGGGCAGAUGCGUCGUGGACCUGCGAUGUUUCCCUCCGUCGGGACUCAGUCACCGUCGGCGAACCCCACGCUACGCCCUUCGGCAGCACGAUCACCGAGAGGUCUCAAGUCACCGAACGCAUCCGGCGCGCACAGCGUGCGAUCCUGAACCCUUCGCGUGAUCCCGACGACUACCUUCACGGUCCUGAGCCGCAGGCUGACGAUAGUUCCUUCUCGUCGGAUUGUAUCGUGCUGAAGAUUCGCGGCCGUGACGUUACAGAUCUGCUCUUCGUUGAUCUUCCGGGGCUCAUUGUAGGUGGCAUUGAGGAAGAAAGGGAGCUUGUUGAGAAGCUGGUCCGUGACAACAUCAACAGGGAGAGCUGCAUUGUGCUUGUCACGGUUACGUGCGAGACGGAUUUCGAGAAUCAGCCAACAUACAAGCUUGCUCGUGAACAUGAUCCGGAUGGGUCCAGGAUUGUAGGCGUCUUGACGAAACCAGAUCGCGUCCCUCCCGGUGGCGAACACCUGUGGACAGCACAUAUCAAACGUGAGAACUCACGUACGAAGAAUACGGAGUGGUUCAGCGUCAAGAACCCCAGCCACGAGGAUCUCAGAGCAGGAAUCACCUGGCAGGCCUCGCGUUCUGCCGAAGACCAGUACUUCGCUUCGGCAGAGCCUUGGUUGACUCUGAGCAGAGGAGCAUUCGCUAGUCAAUUGGGUACUGCGAAUCUCACGAAGAAGCUAUCCGAUAUGCUCUAUAACUUGAUGCUUGAACGUCUCCCGCUCAUUCAACAGGAACUUGACGCUGCGCUCGCCAAGACCCAGGCUAGCCUCAAAGAUCUUCCACCUCCACCGUCAUCUGAAGAGCCCGUUUCCGAGAUCGUGCGCAUGGUCAGCGAGUUCACGCGCGAGGCGGACAGCCAGACUCAGGGUGUUCCCGAGGCCGACGGUCUACUUCAGCAAAUGAGCGGCGCAGAGGAGGUCUUCCAGACUGACAUCCGCCUCACGGUGCCUAACUACAAGCCAUGGCGAAGCGACGAUCAGCAGAGGUCGUAUAUGCCAUCUUUCGACUUUCUACUUCACGAGGAAGAGCAUCUACGUGCUGGACGAGGACCUUCGAUCUUCGUUGACCAGGUCAUGCGCGAUGCUCGGAGCGCCGUAACUCGCGAGCUACCUGACAACUACCCCUUUGUCGUUCAGAAGCGCGCUAUACUGCAGUUUGUAGAUCUUUGGCGCGCACCUGCCUUCAGGUUAUUCGAAGUCAUUCAGGCGCGUGUGGAAGCUUUGUUGCUUAAGCUGGUUUCCUCGGACGCCCACUUUGGACAUUAUGACAAACUCAAGAAACUUGUGGGCCCGAUUGUCAUAGCUCACAUUGCUGUGCGAGCACAGGAAACACAGCAAAGACUCGAUUUCCUUCUUGCCAUGGAAGCCGAAGUCAAGACUCGCAACGUGCAUUACUUCCGCUCGUACCGCGACAAGUUUCUCGCGCUUUAUAAGGGCGUUUGGAGGCGUCGUACACCCCAAGCUAGGCGAAUCCUAGGCGAGCCAUCACCGGAGCGCGAGACUUCGUCCGAUCCUGGUUCACCUGGCAGUACGCGGUCUUACCUGGAUAGUGAGGCGGGUACCCCUCCUCCUGCUCAUUAUACCACUGCAUACGCGGCUCCUCGUGAAGUGCCAAUGCGGCCGCCUCCGACGCCUCCCCUGGAAAGAGCCUUGCGAGCGUUGUACGAUCUAGGCCUGACCAGGCUCGAAGCGAGGGAUCUUUUGGUUCUUAUGCGAUCGGAUCCUGAGGAGGACGCUCUCUUCAUCAUGGCCAAUGUGCGCGCAUACUUUCAAGUCGCAUAUAAACGUUUCGUCGACAACGUGCCCCUCGCCAUCGACGAAGCCUUCGUACGCGGCGUAGUCGUCGGGCUGCAAACGGCCAUCCUUACCGGCAUCGGGAUUGGCGGGCGUGAUGGUUUUGAAACGUGCCAACGUCUGCUUCAGGAGCCCGAGCACAUCAAGCGGCGCCGCGACGAGCUUCUAGAGAAGGAGAGCCGCUUCAAGGAGGCGCACAGGGAGCUGAUGCGCUUUACCGUAACUUCGUGA